This is a messenger RNA of Halichondria panicea, 2891 nucleotides long. RefSeq names its product putative transporter svop-1. Gene Ontology annotation, biological process: transmembrane transport. Bases 7 to 1539 code for a protein of 510 amino acids. Lineage: Eukaryota; Metazoa; Porifera; Demospongiae; Suberitida; Halichondriidae. The transcript is spliced from 5 exons. The record is from RefSeq and is a predicted model, not a curated record. Gene Ontology annotation, cellular component: membrane. Gene Ontology annotation, molecular function: transmembrane transporter activity.
UUAUAGAUGUACCGAUCUUUACCAAGUUUAUUAAUUAUGUCUAUGUCUAGCAAAAAGCUUCUACAAGCUGAAGGAGACCAUUCAUCAUUGAAAUAUGGGUUGAACAACAGUGGAGAAGUACCAGUAUUCAAUGACGUUGCAGAUGAUGGUGAUGACCAACCUAAAAGACGUAGUAUGGACGAUGUGUUGAGUUUCAUCGGCUAUGGCCCUGUGCAACUGCUCAUGUUUAUACUGACGUCCAUUACAGCAAUGGGUUUUGGUUUUGAGAUGGUCAUAUUAGCAUCCAUAAAUAUACCACUGCAAAAACAGAUGAAUAUCACGGAACUUGAGUUCACAGUGCUGCCAGCUAGUACCAACGUGGCCAAUCUACUGGGCAGUCUAUUCUAUCCGUUUCUUAGUGAUAGAUAUGGACGAGUGUGGCCUUACGUUAUUGUCCUGCUGCAAAUAGCUGUGUUUGGACUCGCGUCUGCAUUCUCCACCUCCUUCGCGAUGCUCGUGAUCCUUCGUGACCUAGUGAGUGUGUCAGUAGAGGGAGCCAUCGUUGUACUGUAUCCAACUCUGGUCGAGUUUCUGCCGGUAAGGAACAGAGGCAAAGUUAUGAUGCUGGUGACGCUGGUGCAAGCUGUCGGUACUUGUAUCACUGGUGGUCUAGCUUGGUGGCUUAUACCAACUUACCCCGAGAAAGGUUGGCAGUAUCUACUGAUAGCGUCAUCUCUUCCAUUCUUUAUCGGAGCAUUGUACAGAGCGUUGUUUUAUAUCGAGUCACCACGUUUCCUACUCGCUCGAGGAAGAUACAAGGAUACUAGGAAAGUUCUGAAAAAAAUGGCACGAUUGAAUGGAAAAGAUUUGAGAGACUUUAUCCCAGAGUCUGUUCGCCUCGAGGACUAUCUACAAAUUAUGAAACCAUCGAAACGUUCAUGUUCAGGAACUAUUAACUCAUUGCUGUCCAUUUUCAAGAAGCCGUAUCUUCGUACUACAAUUCUACUCAGUGCUAUUUAUGUGACUGCAACUGUGACCUAUUUUUCAUCGGGAAUUUUUAUACCUCAAGUUCUAGCCAACUACCAACUCGGUCCGUUUUUCACGGCAUUUAUUGGAUAUCUCGGGCAAAUUCCAGGAAUUGUACUCAUGUCAAUAAUCAUUGAGUGGCCUGGAGUGGGUCGUUUAAAUGCUCUGCGUUUCUUUUCGAUACUAACAGCUGCUUCUUUUUUCAUAUUUGCGUUUGUUCGCAAUGCAGUUGCAACCUCUGUCAUAAUCACUAUCAUCUAUUUCUCCAUGGUUCCUAUGAUACCACUUUUGUUGACGUACAUGUCUGAAGUAUACCCAACGGAAAUUAGAGGAUUUGCGAGUGGUCUGUUUAAUUCUCUGUCUCCCCUGGUUGGCAUUGGGGUGUUAUUCGCAGGUAGCUAUAUGAUUGAUGUGAGUGUGGAGAUACCGUGGCUGUUCCCCACUGUCUGGGGAGUAGUGUUUGUGGUGCAAUUCAUACUGUCUUUGUUUUUAAAUAUUGAGACGCUGGGAAAAGAACUGAAAGAUACUGUGUAAAUGUUUUUAUUGUCUAUUUUAAUAUGGUUAACAGCCAGGAAUUCUGUUUCCAAUGUUUUGCGCAUGCGCGUUGCCGUAUAAUUAUACUAAGGUAUCUUCAAGGCUAGCUAGCUCACUGACAGACAGUUGACAAACACUCUCUGGGACAAAAACCAUUGUGUAGCUCUUAUUCCUUUCUAUAACAGCGCUUGUAUUGCAGAAUACAGAGACUGCAAAAACGCAUUGAUUUACAUUGUAAACAGCAUAUGCCAGCUCAGCACAUUUUUACUACGGAAGUAAAACAGGUAGUCAGUAAUUAUGAUGUCACAGAUCCUAAAUUCCUCAUGCUCUUAUAUAAAUGCUAAUUUUAUUGCUAUUGCACUGUAAAUCUUUUGAAACGGAAUUCAGAGAAGAUCUACAAGAUCUAUAAUUAUAUUAAAGUCUAUAAGCAAGUUUUAACGAGACACUUGAUUCACAAAAAGGUAAUUUAAAAGAUUGACUGGCCCUUGUUGAAUCAUGAAAAUGAAAGCUAUUGCGGUUUGUGUGUCCAUCAUAUUAGUCUUUGCCACAUAUCAAAAUGUCAAUGCCGGUCGUUUUGAAAGUGAAUUCAAAGAAACUCUGGCUCACAUAUUCAGAGAAAGAAUUGUCAAAUCACUGCUCGAUGUUGCAUCGCUUAAUGUACAGAACAAUCUAAAAAUACCAGCAAGGAAAAAUUUGGUUGAAGUUUUUUCACAAGGCAAAGCAAAAGGCCGAAAUCCUGAUUGCCCUGUUUUGAGCGAAACUGGCAAACUGUACAGGGCUACACGUACUGAUGAAAACUGUAAGAAAGGCUUGCUCGCUAAAAAUCCUAAUGCCGGACAUAGCAUAUCCUCUCAUGUUGGAUGUGGCAGCAAAAAAAUAAAAGGCUCGCAAUAUAUCUCUCUCUCGACAUCUUUGGACCUAGUUAGGAAGAAGUAUUCACCCAAAGCUCACAAGAUAGUUGAAGUUGAUGUUAGAGAUGUCCCAAAAUGUUGUGAGAUUAUAGACCUGAAUGAUGAAAACAUUCGUGAUAAACACCUUAAAAGUCCUUUCGCAUCUAAUUGUGCUAGGAAAGACUGUGAGGUGCUGCUUGCUUGUAAAAAAAACUACGUACCCUGUAGACCUCUGUAUGUGAGAGGGAAAGAUAAUAAGUUCAUCAAGUUGAGAGUAAGCGAACGGCGAGACAAGAUCUGCAAUUAAGAACAGCAUAAUUAUACACAACUGGAAUAAAUGGCUGAAAUUUGUUCUGUAUGGAAUACUAUAUUGUAACUGAAGGUACAUCAUAAUAGCGUUUUUUUAAUUGUACCAUUAUGUACAUGACUGCACAUUUGUCAAUUGCUUAUUUUGAGACUUUA